Molecule: messenger RNA, 9051 nt
Organism: Myripristis murdjan (pinecone soldierfish)
Lineage: Eukaryota; Metazoa; Chordata; Actinopteri; Holocentriformes; Holocentridae
Gene: man1a2
Product: mannosidase, alpha, class 1A, member 2
Exons: 15
Coding region: 662-2608 (648 amino acids)
Biological process (GO): carbohydrate metabolic process; mannose trimming involved in glycoprotein ERAD pathway
Cellular component (GO): extracellular exosome; endoplasmic reticulum; Golgi membrane
Molecular function (GO): calcium ion binding; mannosyl-oligosaccharide 1,2-alpha-mannosidase activity
Source: RefSeq, a predicted model, not a curated record
CCAGUCAGUCCGUCGCUGCAGUCCAACAGAGCGGCCAGACAUCAACAUCCCCAGCGUCCGCGGAGCCGGAGCCUUAUGUAGCCUUGAACUGGUGGCGACCGAGCACGCCGGGGCUGGUUAUGACAGUGUAACAUUACAUUGGUGGACAUGAGGACAUCUGCUACCGCGUCAGUUUUGAAAAGGCGGACUAGGAAUCCAGUCCGGCAUCGAUUUUCACCGAGCAAAUGAGAAAGGUGGUGAUGCAGCUGCAGCGGCGCCUACCAUAAGAGACCGCCUCUGUCGGUAGAUAACCAGCGAGCUAGCGUUAGCAGCGUAGCCAAAUAGCUAGCAACUCCAGCGUCAGCUAAUGCAACCAGGAGGCUACGAAAUCCCAGACUUUACCAUCCCCAUGUCAACUAAAAAUUCAACGCCGAUCCAGUCUGGAAGAUGGAACUGAAUGACAAGAGGAUUUGCUCGAAUCGAGAUGACCAUUUCCCUGGUGAGCAGUCACUCCUUCACUGAGGGGCCUCAGCCCGACUCGGCUUCUGCACUGACCGUUGCGGGGAUGAGAUAAUAGAGUAACUCGGCAGGUGCAUGCUGCUACAAGAAGGCCUGUGGCACUUGUAAACCCACCCAACCACCCACCCCUCCCCAAGUCGAGUUCCUUUUCAGCAGUGACAACAUGACGACGCCGGCUCUCCUGCCGCUCUCGGGCCGCAGGAUACCCACUCUGUCGCCGGGCGCCUCCUCCUUCCCGCAUCACAGGGCCACGUUGAGGCUCUCUGAGAAGUUCAUCCUUCUCCUCAUUCUCAGUGCCUUCAUCACCUUAUGCUUUGGAGCCUUCUUCUUCCUCCCGGACAAUUCCAAGCACAAGCGUUUUGACCUAGGCUUGGAGGACGUACUCAUCCCCCACAUCGACUCGCCCAAAGGGGGGAAGCAUGCCGCUGGGCAGGUGGUCAUACAUGGACAGGGAGGGCAUGACGAGCACAGACACAGGGAGGAAGAGGAGAGCCUGCGGGACAAGAUCCGGGCAGACCACGAGCGGGCACUGCAGGAGGCUAAGGAGAAGCUUCGGAAGUCACGUGAGGAGCUGCAGGCUGAGAUCCAGACAGAGAAGAGCAAGGUGGUGGAGGACCUGAAGAAAAAGGAUACAGGGCCCAAACCCCUGCCCCCUGUCCCCAUGCCCCAAGUGGUGGGCGUCAGCGAUGGCGAGCCUCCUGAGCCCGAUGUCAAAGAAAAACGCGACAAGAUCCGAGAGAUGAUGAAGCACGCAUGGGACAGCUACAGACAGUAUGGCUGGGGUCACAAUGAGCUGAAGCCUCUGGCCAAGAAAGGACAUUCCACCAAUAUCUUCGGUAAUUCCCAGAUGGGGGCGACCAUUGUGGAUGCCUUAGACACCUUGUACAUCAUGGGCCUCCAUGAGGAAUUCAAGGACGGCCAGGAAUGGAUCGAACAGAAUUUGGACUUCGGUGUGAAUGCCGAGGUGUCCGUCUUCGAGGUCAACAUUCGUUUUAUAGGAGGACUGCUGGCCGCCUACUACCUCUCUGGACAGGAGGUAUUCAAGCUGAAGGCGGUCCAGUUGGCUGAGAAGCUGCUUCCUGCCUUCAACACCCCCACAGGGAUCCCCUGGGCCAUGGUCAACCUCAAGAGUGGUGUUGGUCGCAACUGGGGCUGGGCGUCGGCUGGCAGCAGCAUCCUGGCUGAGUUCGGGACUCUGCACAUGGAGUUUGUCCACCUCACUUAUCUGACAGGGAACCCCGCCUACUACCAAAAGGUGAUGCACAUCCGGAAGCUGCUAGCCAAAAUGGACCGUCCCAAUGGCCUCUACCCAAACUACUUGAACCCUCGUACGGGUCGCUGGGGACAGCAUCAUACAUCAGUUGGAGGUCUCGGCGACAGUUUUUAUGAGUACCUGCUGAAGGCCUGGCUCAUGUCAGACAAGACCGAUACGGAGGCCCGCAAGACUUAUGAUGACGCCAUCGAGGCCAUCGAGCGCCACUUGAUCCGAAAGUCUAACGGCGGUCUGACAUUCAUUGGCGAGUGGAAGAACGGCCACCUGGAGAGGAAGAUGGGCCACCUGACUUGCUUCGCCGGCGGCAUGUUUGCGCUGGGUGCCGACGGCUCACCGGACGACAAGGCUGGACACUAUCUGCAGCUCGGGGCCGAGAUCGCGCAUACCUGCCACGAGUCCUAUGACAGGACAGUGUUGAAGCUGGGUCCAGAGGCCUUUAAAUUCGACAGCGGCUUGGAGGCGGUGGCUGUACGGCAGAAUGAGAAGUACUACAUCCUGCGGCCAGAGGUCAUUGAGACCUACUGGUACAUGUGGAGGUUCACUCAUGACCCCAAGUACCGGCAGUGGGGCUGGGAGGCAGCACAGGCUAUAGAUAAGUACUGCAGGGUGAGCGGAGGCUUCUCAGGGGUGAAGGACGUCUACUCCUCCAACCCCACCUAUGACGACGUUCAGCAGAGCUUCUUCCUGGCCGAGACACUCAAGUAUCUGUACCUGCUGUUCUCCAGCGACAACCUGAUUCCAUUGGAGAACUGGGUGUUCAACACGGAGGCCCACCCACUCCCUGUCCUCCACUUGGGCAACAUCACCCUGCCGGGCAGCGAGCCGGCCCAGCGGUAGACAGACAGACAGACAGACAGGCCCUCUUUUCCUCCACCACAGCACCAGGGGACGCCACCCUGCCUGCCACCCACCCACCCACACUGGACAAAUAUUACAUUCAGCUCUAUGGACUCGUACUGCUCUCACACUGCAGAGAUGGAAUGGAGGAGACUGAGAGAGCACCCGCCCCCACCCCACACACACACACACACACACACACACACACACAAGCACACACAGACACACACACAGACCACUGCAGAGUGGAGAGGACUUGGACAUGUUAACUCUCUCUCCCUCUCCUGUUCUUUCUUGUUUUCUCUCUCUCUGUCCAUCUCUCUACUCAUUAUCAGGACGGUGGGUGUGCUGCUCAGCCAUGUGAUUGGCUGGGGUUUACUCUAUUUUUCUUUUUCCCCCCGAAGGACCGAGCUCCAAUCAGGAGGCUUGAUUGAGUUUUGUUUUUUUGUUUGUUUUGUUUUGUUUUGUUUUUGACCAAACUCUUCUCCGGUACAGACUCUGAAGCUGAAGCUGGGAGUAAGUACGGAGAUUUGUGAAGGAACACAGCCAGACAGCUAGACACUGUACUGAUGGAAAGUGUAUUUUUUCCAGGCAGACAGACUUGAGGACUCUACAGGGUUUGUUGAUGAGGUUUUUUUUUUUUUUCUUUGCUUUUAUCUACUGGACAAAUCCUCAAUGGGGACACAGGGUUGAAUCAUAACCCUUUGCUUCUUCCCGCCUCGACAAGACCAGACCCACUCUCACCCCCAGCCCCGCCUCCUGUUUACUCUUCAUCAGACAAACUUUGACCUGGAACUGUUAUCGGCUUGUCGCUUUGUGAGCAGGGAGGCAGGGGGGCAGCAGCUAAACAAGUCCCUGCCUCCGGAUCCCCCGCCCCCCCCUUCCCCUUUUCAAAAAAGUGGACCGCUGUAAAUGGAACAGUAACGACGUGAGGAUCCCAUCCUCGCCGCUCCCCACCUCGACGGCUCUCCAGUUUCUCUCGACGUCACCGAGCCCCAGCACCAGCCAUUCUCUUUCCCAACCAUUCUGCUGCUACUUAAUUGGAUGCUGCUUCUUUCUCUUAUCCUUCAACCUUUUUCCAGUCACACCAUUCCAAGAUUCCUUUCCGGCUGUUGUCGUCCACACUCAUGAGCUAUUAUUUCCUGCUUCUUCCAUCCCCAGAUUUGGUUCUUUUUCUUCACAAAGCCACAAACAUCAUUUUCUUGUCGUACUGGCACAUUAAGAGUCGAGGCUAGAACCGGUAUUGCUCAUGUAUGAGUAUAUGUGUGUGUAUGUGGUGGUUUAAAUAACCCCUGCUGUAAAUCAGUCGAUUGUGCACUUUGUUUGGGACGACUGCGAAGAGGAGAGCAAUUUUGUAGCACUGAAAGAGCAAAAUAAAUGAAGCCCUUCCUAUGUCUGUCUGUUGAGCUUCCUCACCACAUAUUCACUCUAAAGCCACCUUUAUUUGUUGGACUCUGUUGCCUAAAUGUAAGUCACAUAAACUCAACAUGUGGUUGGAAAUCUCACUGUGGCUCAUCUUUGGGUUGUUCCUAGCCAGCAGCUCACUUUUUUCCACAGUCCAUUUCUCCUGUGUCUACUUGCGCUCUUAAUCCCCCCUCGUCUUCUGCCUCCUUCUAUCUCAGUCUCCCUCUCAGCUUUCCUGUCCACCUUAAGACGUCAAAAGCAGUGAGGGCCUUUAGUCUCAGGGUUCCUACACAGGUCUGGCAAGCCAAGAACAGUAUGGAAAAUAAAUUUGAUCAUUUCCCAGUCUUAAAAAAGUUUGCGAAUUGCCCAGAAACUAUGGAAAAAUAUUGUUCUAAAGAUCAGAUACACAUUUGACUUGACCACUGUCGUUUUGCAUUGUUAUUUAUUGUAGCGAAGAAUAGCAUCAGUCAUACAUCAUUUUGACUUUGUUGACAUUUGUAUUACCUCGUCACCGUAGUACGUACAUCAUAUUAAAAACCCGCCAGAACCUUCAGAUCCAGUCAAGAAAUAUACGUCUGGAAAAUGGAAUUUGGAAACCGGUGAGAUGGAGGAACCCUGAUGACUGCGUGUCUGUUUCAAAUCCUCUGCUGAGUCUUAAACAUUUCUCCUCAUCUUGUAAUGGUUUGACCAUAGCCUGAACUUUCAACUCUAUCAAGGGCUGAAACAGGAAAUUCCUCGCUCUGUCCUGUGGGAUGUACAGACAGCUCGACCUUGUCCAGAAACGUCUGUACCGCCACAUGCAUGGCCGGCUGUCUGCAGCCACUCCAUUGCUGCCCUCUGUUAUCGCCCCUGUCAUGAAUCUUUACGGUGCAUCCGAAAACCCGGUGAGGGAUUUUGUUCUCUGAUUCCGCGGUCACGCGAAAAUACUUCGUUGCUGCUACCCAACAACGAAGACAAAUUGGCUCGACCUGAAACAGACCGCUGUCCUAGAUGGCACGGAGUCUUACUGAACGCUUGACCUUGGCUAAGGUUACACUUGUCCUUUCGAACCUAACAUCAACAUUUCAUUCAAUUAUCCCAUGUCCAGUUGUUCACUACGAAAGAUUUGUAGGUCACACUUUCUUUGGAUAGCUCCCUCUAGGUGCUCAACAGAAUGACAAAUGUUGGGGCAGGACCUUGACCAACCCGAGGGUCAGGAAGAUGAGAGUAUCAAUGCUCUUGACUAAACCCCAGGCUCAAAUCUCUGUGCACCCUGACCUCUAAUGGUGAAACGUGAAAAGUGCUUGGUCUUGGGUGGCAGGUCACUACUUACUGAUCUCUGGGUGGUGACAUCACCUACCGCCAAAUACCAAGCCCCCUGUUUUCCACCAUUAGAGGUCAGGCUUCAUAGAUUUGGGCUCAAGGUUCGGUUAGGUGACCACAUGGGACAAUUUGCUUCCAUGUUCUUUAAUGUCUGUAGCACACAUGGAAGUGGUCAGGCCUGCAUUUUAAAUGGAACUCAAUGUAUAUUCUGGUCGCAAUCCAGCUCCAGAGUGCUCAAAAGUAGUGUGAAGAGAAAUGCAGGUUUGAGUGAUGACAGCCACAUGAGACACAUAGCAGAUAUUUUUAGGAUGAGUUGUGGACAUGCAGCAGUGUGAUCUCGUUCAGAUCACAUCUUCAGACUCCGACGUCAGAUUUCUCAUCGAAAUGACAAGUGAAACCAUAACCUUUAACUCAAGCCACGUGGAGUCCCCAGGAGAGUUCAAGCUAAUGCUGAAAGGGGGGGACACAAAAACGGCGGCAGAGGGGAAAGAGGAGGUGUUGAGCGGAGCCAACCAGACCUAGAGUGAAGAAAAGCGGCGAGAGAAAGACCACAGGAAUCCUGUUGAUGUUAAAGGUCACGCUAUCCCAGUGGCAUUUAUAUAAUCGCUUUGAUUCCAAAUAACACUUCUAGUAUGAACAGAAAUCAGGCAAACCACUUACUGUUGCUGCUGUAAAGCCAGUGUGGGACCUGCCACCAGCCAAAUCAUUGCAAUGUGGUUUUUAUUUAAUUUCUUUGUCAUGUUAGCAGAUAUCCAGCCACGAUUUUAUAACCAUUCUUAAAAAAAAAAAAAAAAUGAAGUGGGCUGGUAAAAUGAUGACAGUGGACAGUAAAUUUUCUUGCCGUGUGAAGCACAUUUUCUUGUACUCAUUCCAGUUACCACUUAAUGAGGAGGAGUUUGGCUCAGUAACCUGUGCAAUGACUGUACGUGUGUGUGUGUGUGUGUGUGUGUGUGUGCAUGUGUGUGUAAAGGAACACGUGCGUGAGUUAAAUGUUAUGACAUUCUCUGUGGCUGUGAGCUCAUUAAUAGGCCAGUUGGCCGCCUGUGUGUGUGUGUGUGUGUGUGUGUGUGUGUGUGUGUGUGUGUGUGUGUGUGUGUCUGAGAGAUAUGACUAGUUUCCUGACGCGUCCCGUGCUGUGUGUGUAACAUGUUCAGGUGGUGAGGGGAAACUGAGAGAGGGCUGGCCUACUAAAGAUGGUUUUUAUGCAAGCGUUUGGGACUUAGGCUGAGGGGUAGAAGUUGCACUUGGAACCAGGAAGAAUCUUCUUUUUUUUUUUUUUUUUUUAAUAUAUUUGAGUUUGAUUCUUUUUCAUGCCUUAUUGUCAAAUGUGACGCCUUUGGCCAAUACUGUGCUCUUGAUUUGCUUUUGUUUGUCGUUUUUCGUUUUGUUUUAUCAGACUUUUUCUAAGAUAUAAAGUCCUGUUCAUUUUCUAUUGCACAAACUUUGUCUGUCCUCUGAUAUACAUUAACAAUCACUUGGGGGGUUGGGACUUGAGACCAGGCUGCCCCACAAUGGCAAAUGGCAGUAACUGCUCAGAGCAUCAAACUGAGAAGAAAAAUGGCUUUAAUUUUUUUUUUUCUGCCCAACCAAAUACCAUGUGAUGAUGUGUUGACUGACUACCAGGUAAUCCUUUAUCCCGCCUCCCCUCUCACUUAGUUUUGACUAACAAAAAUGGCAAAAUCCUCUUUUUGACCAAAAGUUACUGGCUUUUCCCGUUGUUGGGCAGCAGGGACGCUGUUCAUCUUUCAGCAAAGCCAUAGUGUCCUGUACAUGUAAAAGGCACCGUGUGAUACAGAGUUGGUUGUACCAUAAAUUCUGUUCAUCAGCAGCUCCUCCGCCUUUUCACAUCAUGAUUACGUGGACUGUUUUUCAGUCGGUGGAGAUGGACAUUGUUACGAACUGCAGGCAUGACAUGGACAACAGGGACCAGCCAUGUCCACGCUAAUCCACAGAAAUGUGAACACGCAUCUUUUAUUUCUCCAUGCUACCCCUCUGUUCACAAUGAAAUGGCAUUGAUUACGGUCCACCAAUAACGGAGCUGUUCAAAAACAUUUUCCCAAGUGGAUGAAUUUGAAAAUUCUGGUUUGGCAUUUGAGAUUUUUCACAAUGUAUCACACCACAGUCACAGUUAAACAGCUUUAGAAACAGUUUUUGAUUUGAUAUCGUAGAUUUUAGGCCCCCCGAUUUCAGAAAAUGACGCAGGUAGCAGUUGGGGACAACCACAGCCAUCACCUCAACUUUCAUUUUGGUGCUUUUCAACAUCGGUGCUGUCACGCUAACAUCUGUUCAACAUGCCGGGUUUGGUCCUCAUCGCAUUAGGUAGAGAAGGGAGAAAGUGGUACCACACCUGAGUUUGGUGAGGAGGAGGACAGGCUCAAUUUAAGGUUUCAUUUAGUUCUGUAAUGAUAAUUGUAAUGUGACAGGUUCUUCUAUCUCAGAGGUCAGGCUCGGCUGCAGGUCAUCAGCACUGCAGCUGGCAGGGCUUCAGGGUUUGGAUCAGAGACACUUGAGCAGGGCGGAUGGGGCUGGAGCCCACAUUCCCCAGCCAGAAGACCACUAGGCAGCCCUGUCACCUUUUAGUUUUUAUUUUUUUAUUUUUUAAACAUGUCACUAGAACAGCAAUUGACCUUUUCUUUAUCACUUUAUUGUCUCUGUAUUUGAAGUUUAAAGGACCAUGCGGUGAUUCUUCAUCUUUAGCCUGUUCUGCAAAAUUUCUGCUAAACCUUUCCUAAAGCAAGCAGUCGCAUGUUCCUCCCAUUUCUCCUGCUGUUAGUUUCCAUUCAUUCAUACAGCCAGUUAUCAUUUCAAUUUCUGUGGUUUAUGAUUGUUGACGACUUUGUCUGUCACGGAAGCAGAACAUUAUGAGGUGGCUGUUUCAACCAAAAAUUCAAAUUUGAAAAUCAAGGUAUUUUGAAUAGAUGUGGUGAAAUCUCUGGUAUCCCCGCAUGAUUUGCAAAAUGCUUUAUUGCGAUGUAAAAUGUGGGUAAACUGUAAAUGGGCCAAGGAUUGAAAAUCACUGGUAUGUCCUCUUAACUAGUACCGCUUUCCUGAGUUAGCAGUGCAUUUUCUCCAAUUCCAACAUUGAUCUGAGCUCACCAAUCAUGUGCCAGUCAUCAUAUGAAAUUGUUCCCACCCCAGCCGACCUAAACACUGUAGCCUUUGCAGAAGCUUCACUUUUUGCAGAGUUGUUACACCUCCGCUGCUUUUUUGCUCCACCUCAAAGAAGACUUACUUGGAAACGCCUCUUUCUAAUGCGGUUUGGACAAGCGGAGGCUUCUGCAUUGGCUACAAAUGUACAUACGUGGUAUUUGUGGGGACCCACCCCACCUCACUCCUCCUCAAGUCCCACCACCUUUCUCCAGCCUCCAUCCAACAUGUUGUCCAUCUUUCUGUCCUCAUCUCUAUCCAAACUCUGGUGGCUUCCAUUGUUGCAAUCUACCGUUACAGUCCAACAUCAAGUCUCCUGCCCCAGCCCCCCCUAGUCCCUGACAUCACACUGACAUCAUGCUGACAUCAUCACCUGCAUACGAAUAGGAAGGGAGCCCAGGCGAAACCCGGGCCUCCCCCAAGUCGCUGGGAGCGAUGUUGAUUUUGAAAAUCAAGUGUUCUGUAUUUGUAUUUUUACUGAAGUAAAAAAAAAAAACAACAAAAAAAAAACAACAACAACAUGUAAAUAUGUUUAAAAAUGAGACACAAAUUCAAUAAAGAUGUUAUGAAAAGUGAACAGAAUUUUAAAA